GUUGGUUUGAGUUGCUGGCUUCAAUUUGAGAUUUGGGAUACAAGCAGGGUAUACAGGAAAUCUACAAAGAAUUUUAGCGGUAGAGUCAAGAAAAUGCUUUUUGUUGCUAAAGAAAACACAAGGGAUAUUGGAUUUGUGACAAAUAAUACAGAUAUGA
Racocetra persica is the source of this 157-nucleotide messenger RNA. Lineage: Eukaryota; Fungi; Glomeromycota; Glomeromycetes; Diversisporales; Gigasporaceae. The record is from the annotation of a GenBank genome assembly.